Molecule: messenger RNA, 1470 nt
Organism: Aspergillus puulaauensis
Lineage: Eukaryota; Fungi; Ascomycota; Eurotiomycetes; Eurotiales; Aspergillaceae
Exons: 2
Coding region: 1-1470 (489 amino acids)
Source: RefSeq, a predicted model, not a curated record
AUGUCUGGAUUAAAUCCUUUCCGCCCUAAAAAGCCAGAAGAUCUGACAGCGCAUCGACAUCAGCCGCAGUCCUCUCUGUCCAUAACCUCCCCACCAAAUAUCCCGGAUCCCAUCUUCUUUGGCCAUCCGUCAAACACUCCAGUUGCAACAAACCAGACAAACCCCCCGCCGCGGAGUGCCAGUGCUAGCGCCACUCCACCUCCGACAGUCAGUGCGCCAGAUCUUGACGAUUCAGUGACUUCGGAUGAUCAAUCAAGUUCGGAUCCUUUCAGUCAGGAUGCCGAUGUAAGCGACUAUGAGGCAGAACGGGCCAAAGCCCCAUCAGACGCCUUAGCGACAGCUUCCUUGGAUGCCCAACAACGUCACCAAGGAACAACCCGCACCACUACCCCCUCGAGUCAAUCGUCAACCGAAACUGAUCUCUCUGGCGACCAAAACCCGAAGACUGGUAAUCGAGUACAUGCCGAAAACGGUGGAGAGUUGCGAGAAAGUACAGCGAUUGCCAGCUCAUUACCCUCGCGCCAGACGCCUGUUUCAAUGGGGGAACCAGGCAGUGAUAGCACAGCUAAUGAGCCGGCACCAUAUACACACUCUAGAAAAUCGAGUCGACCGGUCUCAUUAGGGCCAGGCAUAGACCUAAACACCCUUGCGACUCGUUCUGGAAAUAGGGAUAGAGUGCCACCACCUCCCCCGAAAAGUCAUCAUGGGAAAUUAAUUAGUCCUGAUCUGAGCAUAAUCCCGCCAGCAUCCCAGACUACUCCCGGAAAAGCUGCGAGCCGGGUAUCGUUUCACGGCCCUUCUCCAGGUCCCUUGGCUUCCCCUCGAAUAACACAAGCAACUCCAGAUUACUUCGGCACACCCUCAAGCCAACCCUCUGCGCCCGCCGAUACUCUUCGGCGUAGUCAAUCCCAAUACAAACGACCUCCCACUCCACCGUUGAGUCGACGGCAUAGUCAGAUGAGGCGUUCCAAGUCCGCUCUUUCAAAACCAAGCUCUUCCCAGCUGUCUGUGUCCCAUUCGACGAUUGAGACUACUGCAUCAACGCCCUCAAGUCCUGGUUCUCGGUCGCCAACUCCCUCGCUACGGAGUAGAGAUUCCAGAAGUGACCAGAUCAUCCCUGAUGACUCAAAUCCCAACUUUACCUUGCAAUCGGAGAAUAUAGCACCGUCCUCCAUGCAAUCUACGGAAGUAUCGGGGCUAGGAACGCAGCCGAAUCCUCGAACCGCUUCGAAGCGAUCAUCACUCCUAAAUACUCUACCACCGCCCCCGCCUCCUCGGCGCACUCGCGGGAGCAACCACAGUAACGAUAACAAUCGGCCCGCCGGUCUGCGUUCAGAACAACGCGCAGAUGAGCCUGGAGACUUUGCCUCCCAUCCAUCAAAUGCGACGGAUAUCCUGGCAGAUCUGUCGCGUUUGCAGAAAGAGGUAGAUGAUCUUCGCGGGCAUUACGAGAACCGGAGGGCCCAGUAA